Molecule: messenger RNA, 204 nt
Organism: Arctia plantaginis
Lineage: Eukaryota; Metazoa; Arthropoda; Insecta; Lepidoptera; Erebidae
Source: the annotation of a GenBank genome assembly
AUGACAAUUUCUGAUGAGGACAAGAGCAAGUUCUACGAGGACCUUAGUUUAGUACCAAAAAGUGACAAAAUCAUUCUGCUUAGCGAUUUUAAUUCCCGCGUCAGUGCGGAGUAUGGUUCUUGGAGAAAUGUUCUCGGCCGUCAUGGAGUGGGCGGUUGCAACUCCAAUGGACUUCUCCUGCUAAGUCAAUCUCAGCAUAACUAA